AUGUCCCCCUCUUCCCGAUCGUCGGCAGACAGCCGGUACGCCUCUGUCUCUGCCUCUGCCUCUGCCUCUGCCUCUGCCACUGCGUCUGCCUCGGCAUCCCAGGCCGGCCCUUCGAUGGCCAACCUCUCCCAAACACCCGCCACCAACAGCGGCGGAAAUGCUGCCUGGUACGAUGGCAUGCUCAACCGCCUCGCCUCCCAGCCCCAUUGGCCGCCCGACAAGGAGAGCGCCGUCCUGGAACCCUACUCGUACCUCGACGCAAAGCCGGGCAAGGAGGUCCGCUCCGAGCUCAUAGAGGCCUUCAACGUUUGGCUCCAGGUACCCAACGACAAGCUCGCCGUCAUCCGCAGCGUCGUACGCAUGCUCCACACCGCCAGCCUGCUCAUGGACGACGUCGAGGACAACUCCGACCUCCGCCGCGGCAUCCCCGUCGCCCACAAAAUCUACGGCGUGCCCCAGACCAUCAACACGGCAAACUACGUCUACUUCCUCGCCUUUUCCGAAAUCUUCCAGAUGACCACCGCCGGAUUCCACCCGGGCGCGCCACCCACGGCAUCGCCCUCGUCCAUCGAGCGGCUGGUCGUCGACGAGCUCAUCAACCUCCACCGCGGCCAGGGCAUGGACCUUCUCUGGAGGGACAGCCUCAUCUGCCCCACCGAGGAAGAGUACGUCGAGAUGGUCAACAACAAGACCGGCGGCCUCUUCCGCAUCGCCAUCAAGCUCAUGAUCUCCCAGAGCCCCACCUUUUCCCGCAUCCUCUCGCCCUCGGCGUCCGGUUCGACCGACGCCGACGUGCCCGACCUGCUCCCGCUCGUCAACCUCAUCGGCCUGCUCUUCCAGAUCCGAGACGACUUUAUGAACUUGCAAAGCUCCAAAUACGCGGAGAACAAGGGCUUCUGCGAGGAUCUGACCGAGGGCAAGUUUUCCUUUCCCAUCAUCCACUCGAUUCGCGCCAGCGCCGGUGUCAAUGCGGCAGCCAGCACGUCGACGACGGCAGCGGGCACGAGGGCUCCCGUGCACGUGCAAGGCCCGUUGGAUCCACAUGGCGCGGUGCAGUCGGGCCCGUCGACUUCGGUCACCCUCGAUGCUGGGUCAACGACGCCGCCGAUCCGCGCGACAGCGCCUGCCGCCCCCGUGUCUUCGUCGGGGCAAGCGACAUCACCGGCAUCGGCACCGUUCGGGCAGGGCAACCGCCAGAUCCUCAACGUGCUCAAGCAGAGGCCGACCGACCUGGCCACCAAGCAGUACGCCGUGUCCUACAUGCGCAACGUGACCAACUCGUUUGACUACACGCGCGAGGUGCUCAAGAAGCUCGACGUGCAGGCGCGGCAGGAGGUCGCCAGGAUCGAAAACGCCAUGCAGGACCAAACAGGCGGUGGCAGGAACCCACGCCUCGUCGCCAUCCUCGAGGCGCUCCGAGGCGGCUGGUACGAUGUAGCAGCAGACGACUGA
Pseudozyma flocculosa PF-1 is the source of this 1452-nucleotide messenger RNA. RefSeq lists its product as uncharacterized. The transcript has a single exon. Gene Ontology annotation, molecular function: prenyltransferase activity. Gene Ontology annotation, biological process: isoprenoid biosynthetic process. The record is from RefSeq and is a predicted model, not a curated record. Bases 1 to 1452 code for a protein of 483 amino acids. Lineage: Eukaryota; Fungi; Basidiomycota; Ustilaginomycetes; Ustilaginales; Ustilaginaceae.